Molecule: messenger RNA, 4488 nt
Organism: Closterium sp. NIES-65
Lineage: Eukaryota; Viridiplantae; Streptophyta; Zygnematophyceae; Desmidiales; Closteriaceae
Source: the annotation of a GenBank genome assembly
AUGCACCGUUCACCCUCCAUGCCAGCUGCCGCAUAUGGCGGGGCCACGUCAUUGUUGUCCACGUCGCCGCCUCCAGGCCAAGCAGACGGCUUUUCUUACGUCAGUCCUGCCGGCAUCUACGUCACCGCAACCCGUUCGGACCCCUCAUCCAUAUCAAACCUCUCCCGAACCUCCACCGGACCUCCGCUCUCCCAAGCCUCUACCGGGCGGUCUCUCUCCCGAGCCUCCAGCGGAGGCUUGAGCAGCAGCAGCUGGACCGGCGUUCCGCCUUGGGACUGGCCGGAGUCUCUAGCGCCCGCUUUUGUGGCGGGAGCAGCGGGCAGCGGCGGUGGCGCAUGGGGGACAGCGGGUGGGGGAGGCGGAGCAUGGGGGGCAGUGAAUGGGUCAAGGGCGGGAGGGACGGCGGGGGGAGGUGGCACGGGAGAGGGCGCGCAGCAGCAGGGGAGCUUGCAGGGAAAGCCGGCCUUGGGAAUGCACUCUGUCGGCGGGUAUAUGCUUCCUGGGAGCGGGUAUGGCGGGGCUGCUGCUGGUGGUUUGGGGGGAUGGGGAGGGCCAGGGGCCUUCAACGGAGGGGGAGGAGCAGGGGGCGCAGGCGGAACGGGAGGAGCAGUGGGAGCGGUGGAAGCAGGGGCGGUGGCAGCAGGGGGAGGUGGGAUUGGGAUCGGAACGGAGGUGGGAUUUGGCCGUCAAUCCUUCCUUGCAGCUUCCUCCACGUCCCCUCCUACCAUCACCCGUUCACUCACCGACCCUCGCAUCUUCGCCCCCCGCCAGGCCCCCUGGCACGCACCCGCGCUCUCCCCCUUUCCCGCUUCCGCCUCCCCCCCGCCUCCCCCUUCCGCCUACUCCCCGCCUCCCACGUCCGCGUUCCCACCGGGCUUUCCCCUGCUGUCCGUUGACCCCUUGUCCCCGCUGGGGGCGGGCGCGGACCUGCUGCUGUCCCCCACGCGCCCGCUGCCGGUGUGCCCGGCCAAGGGGCAGUGGGUGCGCGGCAGCCAGAUCGGCGCAGGGGGCUUCGGGAAGGUGUUUCAAUGCGUGAGCAUCGUGACAGGAGAGGCGUUUGCAGUGAAGCAGGUGGCGUUGAUGGCUCCAAAAGCCAUCCCGGACCUUAGCAUGACAGGAGAGGUGUUCGCAGUGAAGCAGGUGGCGUUGAUGGCUCCAAAAGCCAUCCCGGACCUUAGCAUGACAGGAGAGGUGUUCGCAGUGAAGCAGGUGGCGUUGAUGGCUCCAAAAGCCAUCCCGGACCUUAGCAUGACAGGAGAGGUGUUCGCAGUGAAGCAGGUGGCGUUGAUGGCUCCAAAAGCCAUCCCGGACCUUAGCAUGACAGGAGAGGUGUUCGCAGUGAAGCAGGUGGCGUUGAUGGCUCCAAAAGCCAUCCCGGACCUUAGCAUGACAGGAGAGGUGUUCGCAGUGAAGCAGGUGGCUUUGGAUCGUUCCGAUGCUGACUUCAGGGGCGACCACUCCAUCGAACAGCUCAAACAGGAGAUCAUGCUGCUUAGUCGCAUCAACCACCCCAACAUCGUGCAGUACCUCGGUUGUGAAAUCGACGACAAGUACCUGUACAUAUUCCUGGAGUACGUGGAGAUGGGGUCAAUCCUCAACGUGCUGAAGAAGCUGCCAGUGCGCCCCCACGCGCUGCUCAGCAAGUAUGUGCGCCAGGUGCUGCAGGGACUCGCCUUCCUGCACUCCAUGGAGUUCGUCCACCGGGACAUCAAGUGCAGCAAUAUCCUGGUGGACAAGAGCGGUACCAUCAAGCUCGCUGACUUUGGCCUUGCCAAGCAUUACUCAGCAUCGUUGGACAUGACGGGCUGCCGUGGCACUGUCUGGUGGAUGGCACCUGAGGUUAUCAAUGCAUCGGGAGGCUACGACUGGGCGGUGGACAUAUGGUCGCUGGGCUGCACGGUGAUAGAGAUGGUCACGCUCUGGCCGCCCUGGUUCCACCCCGCCUCCGGCUGCCCCAUCUGGGGCCGCGGCUUCGGCCCUGAAACGGCCUUCAUGAAGAUAGCAGGAACGCAGGUGCCUCCGCCCAUCCCACCGGGUCUGUCGGAGGAUCUCGCAGACUUCAUCGCCAGCUCCACCCCCGCUGCAGCUGCUGCCAGCGGUGUAAAGCCAGAGGAGCGGGAGAGAGAGCGGUGGUGGGCGAAGCAGGGAAAGGCUAUGCUACGAGAGGAGAGAGAGAGGGGGUGUGAGGAGGAGGAGGAGGGGGGAAGUGUGCAAGGAAGGCAGGGAGAGGGGGCGCAGCGAGGUGUGAUAGAGGUGGAGCAGAGGGGGCAGGGAGGGGGAGCGCAGCGAAGGCUGUUGGAGGCAGCAGCAAGGGCAGCAGCAAAGGCAGCUAGAGAGUGGAGGGAGGGAGGAAGUGACGUGGCACUGGAUGCUGACCUGGCAGUGGCGCCUUCUGACGGUGAUGGGGAUGGUGGACAUGAGGGGAGAGGUGCAAGUGAGCAGAGUGGGAGAACGAAGUGGGAGGAGAGGGAGAAGAAGAGCGAGAGAGGAAGUGUGUCGGGAAGAGGGAGUGAGCGUGAGAGCAGGGAAGAGAGUGGGAGGGAGAGUGGGAGGGAGAGUGGGAGGGAGAGUGGGAGGGAGAGUGGGAGGGAGAGUCGCAGCGGCAGGGCGAGUAGCAGAGCGAGCAGUCGGGGCAGCGCAGGGCAGCUGGUUGGUGGACAGGCGACCGGCAGGAAUGGGAAUGGAUGCGAGGCGGCAGGAAAGGGAGAUGAAGAGGCGGGGAGCAGGGGGCGGAUUGGCUUGAGUGUGAGGGAAAGGUCACGGCGGGAUGGAGGGGAGGAGGCAGCACAUGGGGGAGAGAGAUACAGUGCGCUGCGAGGAGGGUUGGAGAGAGGUGGAGGGGGGGAUGAGGCUGAGAGUGCUGCCCCCCCCUCCUCUCCCCGCCGUCUUACAUCCCCCUCUUCCCCCUUCCCCUCUUCCCCCGCCAACUCCGCUCCAUCACCCCCUGCUCCUCUCUCUCCCCCUGCUUCACCCUUCACUGCCUCUCGCCCACUCCCUCCCAACCCUGCAGAUCCCCUCUCUCCCUCCCCUGCGAACCCUCUCUUGAAUAACAAUCCCCCCCACCACCGCUCCUCCCUCAUCUCCCUCCCGGCACCCACCAUCAGAGUCAUGGACCCCAUUGUACCUCACCCCACAGCACCACAACCCACCGCUCCACAACUCACCGCUCCACAACUCACUGCACCUGAUCCAGUCGCCCGUGACCCAGCUCAGAGUGGACGGGCAGAUGCAGGCUCAGAUGUAGACGCGCCAAGGAAGAACGCUGCUGCUGCGGCAGCCCCUUGGAUUGGAAGGGCGAGUUCAGCCUCCGAUGUGGAAAGGGAUCAUGAUAAUCUCGCUGCUGCUGCUGCUCGGGUUGGAAGGGCGGAUCCAGCCUCAGAUGGGGACAUUACAAGGCAGAGGCAGGGUGGCGGUGAGAAGAAGGGGCGGGAGAGAGUGCGGGAGCCAGUAUCCCUGUGGCAGAAGUUCCAGGAGUUGAAGGUGGGGGGAGGGGUUCCCAGUGGGGAAGCACGAGCGGAUGCAGAGAGGCGAGGAGAAGCAGCGAGAGAGGGAGGUGUGGAGAGACAGCGGGUGGAAUCGGGGAGAGAGGUGGCAGCAGCGUCACAGCCGAGCAGUGCGCUUCUCUCAAGGCCGGGCAGUGCAUCGGAGCAGACUUGUUUUGACGCACCUCACAAGCUGGCAGCGACGUCACAACUGACCAGUGCCCUUUUCUCUGUGCUGGACAAUGGGUUGGAGCAGCAAGGCCGAGCAGGGGGGGAUACAGAUGCAGCAGUGUCAGGGCGGAAUGGCAUAUCGGGGGUGGAGCAGGAAGGGGGGCCAGCUGUGCCAGCAGCGGAAGGUGGGGCGAUGGAAGAGUUAGAGGAUCUGCUGGGUCCUCCGAGCAUUGUGGUGCCGCAGAGAAAGAUUCUCAAACACUUCGUGCCGCUGCCCACUGCUGCUUCUGCUGCUUCUGCUUCUGCUGCUGCUGCUGCUGCCCCUCUGCAAGCACCACCACCUGCUUUUACCGCUCCUGCUACUACUGCCACCGCGCAGCACUCCUCCUCUGCCUCCUCUGAGGCGCUCUCCUCGCAACAUUCCCUCUCCCAAUCCUUCCACUUCGUCUCUCCUCCCUCCUUCCUGCCGCCCCGUUCCUCUGCUUUCUCCAUCCAUCCACAAACCACCACAGCCCCCGCUGCUUCCCUCCCGCUCUCUCACUCGUCCUCGUCUACUUCUUCUCCCUUCCCUCCCUUCCCUACGCCCCCCACCAACCGCUCUUUCCACAUCCCUCCACUCCACUCCCCCCCUUCACAUCCUCUUCUGUCCCUCCCCUCUUCCCCCCUGCACCGUUCCCCCCCUCACUGCUGCUACCUUCUCAUCCGCCCUUCCCUUCAGUAUCCCCCUCUCCCCCGCCCGUCCCCACCACCGCUCUCCUGCCACCCACUCCCGUUCAAUCGCCCCCCACUCUCCUGCAAUCCACUCUCCUGCAAUCUGCUUCCCCUCAAGGCGUAA